Messenger RNA from Brugia pahangi, 3300 nucleotides. The record is from the annotation of a GenBank genome assembly. NCBI's taxonomy places the organism in Eukaryota, Metazoa, Nematoda, Chromadorea, Rhabditida, Onchocercidae.
AUGAAUGUAUUAAAUCUUCAUAUUAUUAUCUUACUGAUAUUUUCUUAUCACAAUGAUAUGGUAAUAGAUGGAAGCUAUGAAAAAAUUCCUCCACCUGGCACAUCAUCAUUAACAUUUGUAUUCGAUACAACUGGUUCAAUGAAUGAUGAUUUAAUUCAAGUACAAGAUGGAGCUAAAAAAAUUCUCGAUACUGUGCUCAAACAACGUGAAAAACUUAUUUACAAUUAUAUCUAUGUACCAUUUCAUGAUCCUAGAGUUGGACCAGUAUUUUCAACAACUGAUCCGAGAACAUUCCAAAGACAUCUCAAUUCGGUACACGUAGUGGGUGGUGGUGAUUGUCCGGAAAUGACGCUUACUGGUAUUCAAAUGGCUUUAGAAGCUUCAUUGCCAGCAUCUUUUAUAUAUGUUUUUACUGAUGCACGAGCUAAAGACUAUCAUUUAGAAGAACAAAUCAUUAAUUUAAUUCAGGAAAAGCAAAGUUCUGUAGUAUUUGUGAUGACAGGCGAUUGUAACAAUCGUACACAUCCUGGAUUUCGAUGCUAUGAAAAAAUAGCUGCUGUUAGCUUUGGACAGGUGUUUCAUUUAGAAAAAACUGAUAUUAAUAAAGUACUUAAUUAUGUUCGCCAUUCGAUCACAUUUAAAAAGGUUCAUAUUAUGUAUGAAGUUAGAGAUCACAGUGGUACAUCAUUAUGUCAAAUACCUGUUGAUAGACUUUUAACUGAAUUAACAGUAUCAUUGUCAGGUGAUAAGGAUGAUGGAAAUUAUUUGGAUAUUAGUUUGAUUAAUCCUAAAGGUGAACGAAUAGAUCGUGCGCAAUUCAGCGAUGAAAGUGGUUCAAUUGAUUUGAGCAAUAUUAAAUUAAUUCGAAUUCGAAAUCCAAUGCCAGGAAUUUGGAAAAUACGUACAUCAAGUCGUUUAAAACAUACACUGCGCGUACUUGGUCAUGGUGCAAUUGAUUUUAAAUAUGGUUUUGUUGUCAAAUUAACGGAUAGAAUGGAAUUAUCACAUCCACGUCCAAUUGCUUAUCAAAAUACUUACUUAAUUGUUACAAUGAAAGGAUUAAUAGCGCCGGGAAUGGUAACUGAUAUUUCAUUAAUUGAUUAUUAUGGUAAUGAAUUAUUAACAAAAUUAGCAACAAUGCAUAUGAAUAAUUCAUAUUCAUAUUAUAUUGGACCAUUUAUACCACCAAAUGGAUUAUUUUUUAUUCGUGUAAGAGGUGAUGAUGACCAAUCAUAUAAAUUUCAACGAAUCGCACCAACAGCAAUUUCAGUUAUUAAAACCACAAAACCAAGAGCAUAUAUGGCUAAUCGUAUGAUAGCAACCAUUUCACAGCCAUUUAAUUUGACAUGUUCAGUAGUUUCAAAAGGUGAAUUCACACUUUACUGGUAUAAAGAUAACAAACAAUUUGGUGAACCACUUUUUUACUCAUAUUCGGAUACAUCCGUUUGGACUUUCCAAGCAAUUACUCCACAAGAUCGUGGCUACUAUCAUUGUAUAAUUAUAAGUCCAUCCGGAAAUCAUACUGUUACUACAUUCCUUGAAACAGAAGAACAAGCACCUGUGAUCACAUCCAUUCGAAAUGAAUCAAUAGCACGAGGAAGUGCAGCAUUUUUGCAUUGUCGCACUGAAAAUUUCAACGCUGUAACGCGAUGGCUAAAAAACGAUUCAAUGAUUGAUAAUACGGCUAAAACGCGUUUGUAUGCUAAUGGUACACUGAUGAUUACUGAUGUUAAUAUGCAUGACGAAGGCAUUUAUCAUUGUCAUGUGCAAACAUCAGGUGGUCAUGCUGAAGCCGUCAUGCAUCUGCAUGUCAUAGAAGCUCCUAAAGUUCAAGUCAUGCCGCAGCAAUUGCAUUUCACACGUGGACAGUCAUUUAAUAUUUCAUGUUUCAUUGAUGGCGAUAUGACUUCAGAACCUAAAUGGUACUUUAAAGAACGUCAAAUUAUUCCAAACAAUCAAAAAUACUACAUCACUUAUAAAUACAAUCUAAUUGUUCAACAAGCAACAGAAAUUGAUGCUGGAGUAUAUGAAUGCCGUGCAAGUAAUGCUGCAGGUUCACAUGCAGAUAGCAUGAUUGCACAAAUAUCAACACCGCCAAAAAUACGUGUUAUACGUGAUCGACAAAUGAUUGGCAGGGGUGAUAGUGUCACAUUGGAAUGCAUCAUAGUUCGAGGAAAUCCAAGACCAAAAAUUACAUGGUUUCGUGGAGGACGUGAAAUUCCAAGUUAUAAGUAUAUUACAAUUGAUGAAAAUAAGCUCACAAUUCAGGGAGUACAAGAUUCUGAUGCUGGAUCGUAUACGUGUAUUGCGCAAAAUUUAGCUGGACGUGAUUUAGGAGUAAUUAAUCUUGAUGUAGGAAGUAUGCCAACAAUUGUACCAACACCAGAAAUAGUCCGAGUGAAUAUUGAGCGAUCAGUAACACUUCAAUGCCGUGCAAUAGGAUAUCCUUUACCAAAAAUUAAAUGGCAUCGUAAUGGUGUAUCAAUUGAAAAAUUGAAUGACCGUAUGAAAAUUCUACCAGAUGGAAGUCUCCUAAUUAAUAAUGUUCAAAUUGAUGAUCAAGAUCGCUAUACAUGUACAGCUGAGAAUAUAUUCGGUCGUCAAGAUAAAACAAAUGUAUUAUUAAUUACUGGACUUGUGAACCCAGUAUUAGGACAUGUACCACCAGAAGAGAAAUUAUUAGAGAAUGGAGAACUUCGUUUAUCUUGUAUUGUUGUUCUUGGAACACCAAAACCAAUUCUUCGAUGGUAUAAAGAUGGCAAACCAUUACAAUCUUCCAUUUAUGUUACGGUAGAAUCAGGUGGUAGUAUUUUACUCCUACGUAAAGGUCGUCCACAAGAUGAGGGUCAAUAUACCUGUGUUGCGACUAAUUCAGCUGGCAAUGCUUCUCUCAAUAUUAAUGUCAAAUUGAUUAAAAAACCUCAAAUCGAGAAAAAUGAUGUAUUGAAAUAUACUUUACCAGCGGGAAAAAUGCUAGAAAUUCCAUGUCGUGCUACUGGAAAACCACAUCCAAAAAUAGUUUGGAGCAUUAAUGGUAAAUCGAUUAGUUCCAGCAAUUCAGAAUAUGAACUUCUUCCGGAUAACACACUGCGAAUUCAACAAACAAGCGUAAGCCAUUCAGGAAAAUAUCAUUGUACAGCAUCAAAUGUAGCAGGUGAAGCAAAGCAAGCAAUUGAUGUGAUCAUUCUUGGUCCGCCUGUUAUUGAACUUGGGCAAAUUUCAUAUAAUUUAAUUCAGGGCAAUUCAAUUACAUUACCUUGUAAAGUUCGCAGUGAUUCUACACCAACGAUUACUUGGUAA